Caenorhabditis angaria is the source of this 1674-nucleotide messenger RNA. NCBI's taxonomy places the organism in Eukaryota, Metazoa, Nematoda, Chromadorea, Rhabditida, Rhabditidae. The record is from the annotation of a GenBank genome assembly.
AUGGCGGAUGGACAAUUCAAAGCGUAUGUUGGAAAUCUUCCCUACGAUGCAAUCGCAUCAGAUGUCGAAACAAUUCUCGCGCAUUGCGAUUUUGAUGAAGAAACGGUAAAUCCGCCCAAAUUUUAAUUUUCUCCCCCAGAAAACCCUUUUUUUGCAGAUUCGCAAAUUCGACAUUCAUCUAGUGCAUGACAGAGAAGACGGGCGGUUCAAAGGUUUCGGCUACGUCACAUUUUUAGACGAGGAUCAACUCAAUAAAGCGCUUCAAACUCUCAACGGCACCGAUUUCGAUGGUCGUACGCUUAAAGUGAAUCGCGCCACACAGCGAGAUCGCGGAAAUCGAAAUGGUGGAAAUGGAGGUGGCCGUAGUGGUGGUGGUCAGCACGGUGGAGAAAGAAGAGGGGGAGAUGGGCGUGGAGGAAGAGGCGGCGGAGGUUUCCGGGGUGGAAAUCGAGAUGGCGGACAUCGGGAUGGUGGAAGAAAUCGACAUAAUCGAAAAUCUCAAUCUGACGAACAUGAGGGAGAACGUAGGAAAUCUGAAAAUGGAGAUGGUAUGCGAAAUUCACGAUUUUUAGCUGAAAAUUUCAGAUUUUUGCUGUAAAACAGAUUUUUGCUGAAAUUCACGAUUUUUGAUAGGAAAAUAGAUUUUUCAUAUAAAAACUUGAGAAAUUCCCAAUUUCUAGCUGAAAAUUUCGCUGUAAAAGCUGAAAUUUUCACAUUUUUCAUCAUAUUUAGGCUAAAAAUCCUCAAAUUCACGAUUUUUGAUGGGAAAAUUAGAGGAUUUUGAAUAAAAACUUGAGAAAUUCACGAUUUCCAGCUAAAAGUACCAGGUUUUUGCUGAAAAAGCUGAAAUUUUCACAUUUUUCAUCAAAUUCACGAUUUUUGAUGGGAAAAUUUGAGGAUUUCAAACUUAAAACCUGAAAAUCAUGAACAUUUCGGUCUUGGAGCUAGAAAUAGUGAAUUUUUCAAGUUUUUAUUCUGAAAAUCAUCAAAUUCACGAUUUUUGAUGGGAAAAUUUGAGGAUUUUGAAUUUAAAACCUGAAGAUUAUGAAAAUCUUAGAUUUUCGAUGAAAAUUUCGGUUUUAGAGCUAGAAAUAGUGAAUUUUUCCAAGUUUUUAGCAGAAAAACAAUGAAAAAAUUGAUUUUUUGAGUGAAAUUUUGAAAUUUCCAGGUUUUUUCCAGCUUAGAAAUGAUCCAAGGUGGAUUUUCAGAAUUUUUAUGAGAAUUUUGAGCUCAGAACUCAAAAGAAAUAGUGAUUUCGCUUGAAAAACAACAUGAAGAUCAUAAAAAUCCCAAAAAUUCGAAAUUUUCACUGAAAAAUCAAUAUUUCUAGCUCCAACACCGUAAUUUUCAGGUUUUCAACUCAAAAUUCUGUAAUUCUCAUAAAAAUUCUGAAAAUCCAUCAUUUCUAGCCUCAAAAACUCCCAAAAAUCAUUGUUUUUGAGGUGAAUUCAUUAUUUCUAGCUCUAUUUUAAGCUAAAAAUCGAUUUUCCCACUAUGACGUGGCAAAUUCUCCAACAAAAAUAUCGAUUUUCAGCCGCUCCACCAUCGGGCCCACCAGCCGAACGCCCACGCUUGAAUCUCGCUCCACGGACCACCGAUCCGGCCGAAUUGGCGGCCCGCAAAGCCCAGGAAGAAAAAGAGGCCGCUGAUCGUUUGGCCAAAAUUUUCGGCUAA